GACUGAAACACGAUCACACAUCAACUUUUCACUGAUAAUCUCCAUGAAACAUGAAGUCUGAAUCUGAUGUGACAGCAGUGAACACGCGGCUCAGCGGACCGUGAACGCCUCGCGUUAAUACUACACUACCCACAGCCCCCCGCGUUGAGCCGUGUUGUAGGAAAUCCGCUUGCGGCGGAUUAUUGUAAUCCGACAGAGGGUCUGGACGACACAUCGGAUCACGACAGAGCAGCAGAGCCCAGCGGCCUGUAACAGAUGCAGCUCGUCCAAGAAUAAAGGGAUAAAGUUGAGAUAUGAUCUGACGCACUGCUCGCUGCUCCUGAAGGCAUCAUCGGUGGCGGCCGGGCCGUUUCCUGGACCAUCGAUUCAUCCGACACCCACUGACAGCGGCUCGGCAUCACUGCAGCGCAGAGCACGGCUCACAGGAGAAGCUUUAAUUCGUUAGUUAAAGACAUCUCCCCCUUCUCCCUUCCCCCGCCAGGUUUAACUCAGCACGGCUCGGCUCGGCUCGGCUCGGUCGCACAGUCUGCGGAGCGAAGCGCUGCUGCUGACACAUAACUAGCUAGCGCGGCUAGCUCACCCCAGCUAGCUAGCUAGCUAGCUAGGAAGGAAUUUAUCAAGUUUAGGCAGGAAUUUAGCGAAUUCUCCGACCCGCAGCCCGCCCGGAGGGAGGAUGUCGGCCAAAGACCAAAACAAACUGUCCACCACGGAGCGACCCAUCAAAGCGGUGCCAUAUCCUCCCGGUACUCGCCUGUCGGUCAAAGACCUGUAUGUGGACGGGCGGCCCAGCGUGGAGGUGCUGAAGGCCCAUCUGGUGAAGGAGGGUCGGCUGGAGGAGGAGACGGCUCUCCGGAUCAUCAACGAGGGAGCCGCCAUCCUCCGCCAGGAGAAAUGCAUGCUGGAAGUGGAAGCUCCCAUCACAGUGUGUGGAGACGUCCACGGACAGUUCUUCGACCUGAUGAAGCUGUUCGAGGUGGGCGGCUCCCCCAGCACCACCCGGUACCUGUUCCUGGGUGACUACGUGGACCGAGGUUACUUCAGCAUCGAGUGUGUUCUGUACCUGUGGGCUCUGAAGAUCAACCAUCCCAACACCCUCUUCCUCCUCAGAGGCAACCACGAGUGCCGGCACCUCACAGAGUACUUCACCUUCAAACAGGAGUGUAAAAUAAAGUACUCGGAGCGUGUAUAUGAUGCCUGUAUGGAUGCGUUCGACUGCCUGCCUCUGGCUGCUCUCCUCAACCAGCAGUUCCUCUGUGUGCACGGAGGCCUGAGCCCCGAGGUCACCUGCCUGGACGACAUACGGAAGCUGGACCGGUUUAAGGAGCCUCCAGCGUUCGGGCCGAUGUGUGACCUGCUGUGGUCGGACCCGGGGGAGGACUACGGUUCAGAAAAGACCCAGGAACACUUCUGCCACAACAGCGUGAGAGGCUGCUCGUAUUUCUACAGUUACCCGGCAGUUUGUGACUUCCUGAUGAACAAUAACCUGUUGUCUGUAAUACGAGCACAUGAAGCCCAGGAUGCAGGGUACCGAAUGUACAGGAAAAGUCAGACGACAGGUUUUCCCUCUUUAAUCACAAUCUUCUCUGCUCCCAACUACCUGGAUGUGUACAACAACAAAGCUGCGGUGCUGAAAUAUGAGAAUAAUGUGAUGAACAUCCGGCAGUUUAACUGCUCCCCUCACCCCUACUGGCUGCCCAACUUCAUGGACGUGUUCACCUGGUCUCUGCCCUUCGUCGGAGAGAAAGUGACGGAGAUGCUGGUGAACGUGUUGAACAUCUGCUCCGACGACGAGCUGAUGUCAGAGGGAGACGACACGUGUGAGGGUGGAGCUCCAGCUGUCAGAAAGGAGGUGAUCAGAAAUAAGAUCCGGGCGAUUGGAAAGAUGGCCCGAGUCUUCUCUGUGCUCAGAGAGGAGAAUGAGAGUGUGUUGCAGCUGAAGGGUCUGACCCCGACAGGAACGCUGCCUCUGGGAGUUUUGUCCGGAGGUCGGCCAUCUCUGGAAAGCGCCACCGUAGAGGCAGAAGAGGCACGAGCGAUUCAAGGCUUCAACCCUCAGCACAAGAUCCAGAGCUUCGAGGAGGCCCGAGGUCUGGACCGCAUCAACGAGAGGAUGCCGCCGCGCCGCGACAGCAAGCAGCACGAGGUCGUCCCGUCCCCCAACAACCUGCCCGCCAGCACCGGGCCGCCGGACAAGAACGGAACCAACGCACAGGCCUGAAUCCUCCCCCGCUGCCCCCCCAUCUCCCCUGCUUCUUCCUUUCCUUCCUUCCUUCCUUCCUUCCCUCCUUCCUCCUUCCCUUGCCCUCUUCUCUCCCUUCAGAGCAGGAGAAGAGGCGGUUCAGUCGGAGCGACUCUCACCACGCUUAAUUUAUUUUAUCAUCGAUUAAAUAUCAUAGUUUAAGACUGAACAGGAUGGAAUCAUUUUCUAACCGGGAGGACGACACCUUUCUGUCAGCGGGAGGAAGUGACGCUCAUUACGACGCCGUGUUCGUGCCCACACACACACACACACACACACACACACACACACACACACACACACACACACACACACACACACACACUGCAUAAAUCCAUCCUUUCUUAUGCCAAUGAUAGUGUGACUGAGCUCUGAGGAGCGAGUAUUGACAUUUAUAUGAUAUAAUUAUGUAUAUUUUAAUUGUUCCCUCUUUUCAAUGUGAUGUUUUUUUUUUUGUUUUUGUUUGUUUUUUUACAACACAUAGAUUUAGAGCGGGGGGGUGCAGAGAGAAAGAGGGAGAAUUAAAGGGUUAUUCCGCUCUAUUAUAACAGUCAGUCACUAUUAUUGACGGACAAAAUCUUAACUCGCGGCGUCGAAGCUCCGCGAGUCAACGUUUUCAUGUCGAGCAGCUCGGCUCCUGUUUUUGUGGCUUCAGACGUCGUUUCUGUCUCUUCUGAUGACAAACAGCCGACACAGCGUUAAAAUUAACACGAGCGGUCAGACAAUCAGAGCGCCGUCGAGGACACGCCUCCUGCAGCCGCGAGAGCUUUGCAUGCUGGGAGGAUUGUGAGCGAAAUCAGGACGAAGUGAGGAGGAGCGUCACGACUUGGACUCAGUGAGCUUUCAGAUUUAGUGAUUGAAUGACAAGAAGGAUCGAUGAUUCUGAGCGAGUUCAACGGGAGAAAACUAAACUGUGUUUCUGUCACUGAACGCUGACAGUUUGUAAGAACUCUGACCUGAAGAUCUGUUGAUCUCUGUGAGUCCAGCUGUGACCGUCUGACAGUCGCAGAGCCGUCGGUGCUGAAAGAAGCGUCUAACUGCUCUCAGAUCGAGUACGUCUUGAUAUUUAGACUGAAGCAGCUUCGUCACGAGCUGCAGGAUGAAACGAUGCGGACGAGCCGGUUCUGACCCGCCAGACUUCCUUAGUGACGUCACGUGUUCCCCAAAUAUCAACUCAGCCAGUCUGAAGUUUGUGUCGCUGACGGAAACAGAAACGAUGGUGAAGCUACAAAAAUAAUAAACCACGACUGAAACUGACAAAAUACAAAAGAAACGAGAAAAAAGGUUCAAUAAGCAAAUACGUCGUUUAAUGCACCAAAAAUAAAUAAUCAUUUAGUUUAUUUGAAACGCAAAUGUGCAUUUAAACAAAAAACAGGUGCUUCAGGAUCAUACGAACAGAAACUCACAUUUGCCUUUGUGUUGCUUCAGUCGUCCAUAUAGAGAUAAACGUCUUUAUUCAUGAAUACAUAAAAAAAUAUAACAACAUUUUGAAAUAAAUAUAACGAAUUGUUAGAGAAGUUAAAACAGAAAGAUGAACUUGGGUCAUGUCCUGUAAGUUAAUGAACGCCUGCCUUUGCUUUGAUGAUUCUUGGUGCAUUAAUGUUACUUAUUGAUCCUUCUGAGUUUCUGUCGUCAGCUUCAGUCUGAACCUCCUGACAGCAGCAGGAGGAGACUGAGGUGUGUUGGGUGUCGGCGCCGGUGCGUCUCACCCGGGUGGGUUUGAUUUGACUGUUUUGUUGUUCAUUUCUCGGGAGGUGGGCGGGUGAAGGACGAGGCCUCAUUCUGACUUCUGUUCGGCUCUCAGAACAUAUCUCACAGAAUGUACAGAAACGGUUUAAAGAUAAAAAAAUCAAGACUUUUUUCUUUUACAGCUAAAUUUGAAAAAAAAAGAAGAGAGAACUUUUUUGUCAGUACAUGUAUUGCGAGGCCUCUCAUUUAUGUAGAUGUUUCACUCCAUUCAAAUAAAAAAGAGAAAAGUU
Messenger RNA from Acanthopagrus latus (yellowfin seabream), 4218 nucleotides. It is a transcript of the gene ppp3ccb, whose product is annotated as protein phosphatase 3, catalytic subunit, gamma isozyme, b. The coding region runs from base 674 to 2218 and encodes 514 amino acids. Gene Ontology annotation, cellular component: cytoplasm; calcineurin complex. The transcript has 14 exons. Gene Ontology annotation, biological process: calcineurin-mediated signaling. The record is from RefSeq and is a predicted model, not a curated record. NCBI's taxonomy places the organism in Eukaryota, Metazoa, Chordata, Actinopteri, Spariformes, Sparidae. Gene Ontology annotation, molecular function: calmodulin binding; calmodulin-dependent protein phosphatase activity.